Molecule: messenger RNA, 3079 nt
Organism: Mirounga angustirostris (Northern elephant seal)
Lineage: Eukaryota; Metazoa; Chordata; Mammalia; Carnivora; Phocidae
Gene: SERPINC1
Product: serpin family C member 1
Exons: 7
Coding region: 1601-2998 (465 amino acids)
Biological process (GO): regulation of blood coagulation; negative regulation of endopeptidase activity
Molecular function (GO): serine-type endopeptidase inhibitor activity
Source: RefSeq, a predicted model, not a curated record
GUCCUGUAUCGUUGUCGGUUUUCCUUACUUUGAUCACUGUAUCGUGGACAUGUAAAGUCAUGUCCUUGUUUUUAGGAACUUCACACUAUUUAGGGAUAAAGGGAUAUUAUAUCUGCAACUUACUCCCAAAGAGUACAGAAAAUUAUAUAUAUGUAUAUAUAUAUAUAAUAUAUGCAUUAUACCUGUGAGUGUACCACUUUCAAAGAAUCUUCAGUCACACAGAAGAAGGCAUACUUGUCCUGUGAAUACUGUUGCAGCAAUCCUUAUGAUACUGUCUUUGGCUAUUUAGGAAGAGGAAAAUAUAAAUAAACCUACCCUUUAUCUCCUUUAGUUUGAAGUCAUUUAAUCUCCCCAAUAACUAGAAGUAAAAAUAACAAUAUACACCAAGAGACAGGAUUUGGUUUCUUUGCUUUUAAAGAAGUAUCUCAAGUAAACCUGGCUGGCUCAGUCAGUAGACCGUGAGUCUUGAUCUCAGGGUUGUGAGUUUGGGGUUGAAUGUUGAGAUUACUUAAAAAUAAAGUCUUGGGGUGCCUGGGUGGCUCAGUCAGUUAAGCGUCUGCCUGUGGCUCAGGUUAUGAUCCCAGGGUCCUGGGUUCCAGCCCCGCAUUGGGCUCCCUGCUUGGCAGGAAGCCUGGUUCUCCCUCUCCCACCCCCCCUGCUUCUGUUCCUCUCUCACUGCCUCUUUCUCUGUCAAAUAAAUAAAUAAAAUCUUAAAAAAAUAUAUUUCAGGGGCGCCUGGGUGGCUCAGUCGUUAAGUGUCUGCCUUCAGCUCAGGUCAUGACCUCAGGUUCCUGGGAUCGAGCCCCGCAUCGGGCUCCCUGCUCAGCGGGGAGCCUGCUUCUCCCUCUCCCUCUGCCUCUCCCCCUGCUUGUGCUCUCUCUGUCAAAUAAAUAAAGUCUUUAAAAAAAUGAAAAUAAAUAUUUCAGAAUUAGCAUGUAUGUUUUUUACCUACCCCAUACUUUGUUUCCUGCUUCCCCAGUGGAUCAAUUUCUCCCUUGUGUGUCCUUGUCUGGGUCGUGGACACGUUGGCCCUUAGAAGCCUGAAGGCAGUACUUGUUUAGGAAUACUCUCCCCUCUGACUAGAUAUUAUGGACUCUCUCUCCCGAAAGAAAGCUGUGAAAGAGCAUAUUGCACUGAGCAGCAAGAAAGCUAGAAAUUUCUGGACAUUCAACUUGGCUAGUUAUAUUCACCUAUUUUCUACCUCCUGGCUUGGUUAACCAAGAAAAAAAAAAUCCUUAAGACAAAGUUCUCAGGCAUUUUCUGACCAAGUUUGAUUUUGAGAACAUGUCCUCCUUUUCCUCUUCUAUAAAGAUAGAGAGUGAGGGAAUAUGGCUAAGAGAGGUGGGCCUUGCCUUCCCCCGACCUGACUGAACUUUAAAACUUCUCUACUAAUUAAACAACACUGGGCUCUACACUUUGCUUAACCCUGGAAGCUGGUCAUCAGCCUUUGACCUCAGUCUUCCCCUCGUCACCAGCUCCCUCCCCCACUUUAGCUUUUGGAACCUUAGUCAGAUUCAGAGGAAAGAACCAGUUUUCAGAGCGACUGCCUCAGAACACAGUAUCUCCACUCUCUGCCCGGCCCUGUGGAAGAUUAGCAACCAUGUUUUCCAGUGGGAUAGGAACUGUAGCUGCUGGGAAAAGGAGGGCAUGUCUUCUGUCCUUGCUGCUCAUUGGCCUCUGGGGCUGUGUGACCUGUCGCUGGAACCCCGUGGAGGACAUCUGCACAGCCAAGCCUCGGGACAUUCCGGUGAAUCCCAUGUGCAUUUACCGGUCUGCAGAGAAGAAGGCAGUCGAGGAUGAGGGCGAGGAGCAGAAGAUCCCCGAGGCCACCAACCGGCGAGUCUGGGAACUGUCCAGAGCCAAUACGCGCUUCGCCACCGCCUUCUAUCAGCACCUGGCGGACUCCAAGAAUGACAACGAUAAUAUUUUCCUAUCGCCCCUGAGUAUCUCCACAGCUUUUGCUAUGACCAAGCUGGGGGCCUGUGACAACACCCUCAAGCAGCUGAUGGAGGUUUUUAAGUUUAAUACCAUCUCCGAGAAGACGUCUGAUCAGGUGCACUUUUUCUUUGCCAAACUGAACUGCCGACUCUAUCGAAAAGCCAACAAGUCCUCUGAGUUGGUAUCAGCCAACCGCCUUUUUGGAGACAAAUCCCUUACCUUCAAUGAGACCUAUCAGGACAUCAGUGAGGUGGUGUACGGAGCCAAGCUCCAGCCCCUGGACUUCAAGGAAAAUGCAGAGCAGUCCAGAAUGUUCAUCAACAAAUGGGUAUCCAAUAAGACCGAAGGGCGUAUCACUGAUGUCGUGCCACAGGAUGCCAUCGACGAGCUCACGGUCCUGGUGCUGGUCAACACCAUUUACUUCAAGGGCCUGUGGAAGUCAAAGUUCAGUCUUGAGAACACAAGGAAGGAACUGUUCUACAAGGCUGAUGGGGAGUCGUGUUUGGCGUCCAUGAUGUACCAGGAAGGCAAGUUCCGCUAUCGGCGAGUGGCCGAAGGCACCCAGGUGCUCGAGCUGCCCUUCAAGGGUGAUGACAUCACCAUGGUGCUCAUCCUGCCCAAGCCUGAGAAAAGCCUGGCCAAGGUGGAGCAGGAGCUCACCCCAGAGAUGCUGCAGGAAUGGCUGGAUGAGAUGGCAGAGACCCUGCUGGUGGUCCACAUGCCCCGCUUCCGCAUCGAGGACAGCUUCAGUGUGAAGGAGCAGCUGCAAGACAUGGGCCUUGUGGACCUGUUCAACCCUGAGAAGUCCAGGCUCCCAGGUAUUAUCGCAGAGGGCCGGAGCGACCUCUAUGUCUCACAGGCAUUCCAUAAGGCCUUUCUUGAGGUCAACGAGGAGGGCAGCGAAGCUGCAGCAAGUACUGUCGUCAGCAUCGCCGGCCGUUCGCUGAACUCCAGCAGGGUGACCUUCAAGGCCAACAGGCCCUUCCUCGUUCUCAUAAGGGAGGUUGCUCUGAACACUAUCAUCUUCAUGGGCAGAGUGGCCAACGCUUGUGAUCACUGAAGUGUUCUUUAUUUUUUGUACCUCUUCCUAUUUUGGUUUGUGACAGAAGUAAAAAUAAACACAACUACUCCCAGUUAUGAA